This is a messenger RNA of Dibothriocephalus latus, 978 nucleotides long. The record is from the annotation of a GenBank genome assembly. Lineage: Eukaryota; Metazoa; Platyhelminthes; Cestoda; Diphyllobothriidea; Diphyllobothriidae.
AUGCGAAUAGAAAAACGAUGCACACUCCUCACUUUCGCAAUCUGCCUCCUCUUCUGCCUGCUGAAAAUAUUCAUGCAAGGGAAUACCACGGUGAACAAGCGCGUCCUCACCGGUUUCAAUCUUGCGUCAUUUUGUGCAAACCUUAAUGACAACACUCAGCUAAUGCUGGAUUAUCAGACGCCACAUCCCGAAGAAACGGAUCUCUUCUUCGCCAGUAUAAAUUCCUCCUCGCAUAGAAACUGUCGACGCUUCAGAUGGGCAUUCAUGCCUCAAGAGGAGUCGCCGGUAGCCGCGCAGGAAGCCGCCUAUCCCUUGGCCUUCACUAUCGUCGCCCACAGAAAUGUCCGCCAAUUGGCACGUCUACUCCGCAUGAUCCAUCGUACCGCCAACUUCUACUGCAUCCACAUUGACCGUCGAAGCGCACCGGCGUUUAGUCGAGCGGUGGAGGGGAUUGCAACCUGUUUUGGAUCAAAUGUGCACGUGCUGCAUUGGUUCAAGGGAACUGUCUACGGUGCCUACAAGCGUGACUUCCUAGACUUUGCCCUCCACAGCCCUGCGACACAACCCAUACUCAAAGUCAUCUUCUCAAGCAAGAGGCUUAGAAACCCUGAGGAAUUCUUCUUCCAGACCGUAGCAUUUAACUCUCAUAUCCGCGCUCCUGGAGCCUGUUUACGUCCUUCAAUGUCGUCUGAGGUUCUGAUGGGCUAUCCGGGAAGGUAUGUCGUCUGGUCUCAUCCGAUGUCCUUCUGUCCUACAAAGUAUGUCCGUUCGGUGUGCAUCCUCGGCAGUCCACACGUGCCCGAACUGCGGCGGACGUUUCAUCUCUUUGCCAACAAAAUGCAUGCCGACUACUACCCCGAGGCCUACGACUGCAUGGAACGCUGGUAUUUUAUGCGUCUGCAGCGUGAGUGGGCCCUGCGUCACAUGGACUGGAAGGCUUUCCAGCCGUGGGCUUUCAGGCAGUUAGCUUGUUCAUAG